AUGUCCGUUCCUGAUCCGUCGGCUACGCCGACUAUUUCCACUGCUAUGGCCCCGUCUCCUUCAUCCGCCGACGAGACCCCGUCCCCGACGGCCUCGAAUGCCACCACGUCCUCCGCCAACCGGCGCCCUCAGCGAAAGAGCACCUUGACCCAACAACAGAAGAACAACAAGCGCCAACGCGCCACCCAGGACCAAUUGGUCACUCUGGAAGUGGAAUUCAACAAGAACCCUACGCCGACCGCGGCCACGCGGGAAAGAAUUGCCCAGGAUAUCAACAUGACUGAGCGGUCGGUUCAGAUUUGGUUUCAAAACAGACGUGCCAAGAUCAAGAUGCUUGCGAAGAAGAGCAUUGAAACCGGCGAAGGCUGCGACUCGAUCCCCGAAUCGAUGCGCCAGUACCUGGCCAUGCAAUUUGAUCCGAGCAAACCUGGUGCGCGCGAUCCUUUUGGCCGCACCGGAGGCUACGGAACCAGCGGCGCAUUCCCCAACGAAGCCACUCCCUCGGGGAAGGUGGUGAUCCACCACUUCACCUGUCGAUCCCUGACAAUCGGUAGCUGGCGGCGCAUCGGACAGAAUGCCAUGGACCUGGUCGUCUUUUACUCCCCGGAGAAGGCCUGCAUGACGUAUUACAUCAACAAUGACUCGGCCGGAUACAAGAUCGAAUACCCCUUUUCCCAUAUCAAGAACAUCACCCUGGAGUCCGGAGACCAAUCCAACCAGGCCAGUGGCGUCCCCUCUCGUCCUGGUGGUCUCGUGGUGGAACUGAACCGCCCACCCAUGUUUUACAUGGAUUCCUCCAACUCGGGUGGUUUCUACCAGUGCGGCGAUUUCACGGAGGACCAGCAGGCGAGUCAGUUGAUGGUUCACCACCUCGGAGGUCACCCCAAGGUUCUCAGCGUUCAAUUGGCCAAGCUGGUGUCGUUGGAGUCCUUCCAGAACCGUCUGGCCUACGGCAACUUGCCCAUGAACGCACCUGUUUCUACGCCUCCCUUCAUUCAGCGGCCCGCCUCGCAACCGAACCAGUUUGCGCCGCCGCCGGCCUACCUGGGCCUGUUCCAGGACAACCACUCGCAUCUGACCGUCCAGGCGGCUCGAGGACACAAGCGUCAGCGCAGCCGGUCCGUUCCCGUGGCCGUCGACUUUUCUGCCAUGCAGGCGCCGCUGCCUUCGUACAACAUGCCACAGACCCCGUCUCCUUUCCAUCACGCGGAGUCGAGCAUCUAUGCGCCGGUUCCUCAGCAGGCCCAUCCGUUGGCGAUGAACCUCCGUAUCGAUACCUCUGCCGCCUACGGAUUUGACCCGCGCCAUCCCAUGUCGGCGGCCACGACGGCCUCUCCUUCCGAUUUUGCCAGCCCUUCCCUUUUCACGGCCGGGGCGGGUGAUUCCACUCCCGUUGCCUCAAACAUGGGCACUCCGUUUAACAUGUCCUUUGUUUCUCCCCAGGUUGAUUCGUCGAGCCUGGCGCAGUCGACAUCCCCGUACUCCGCCGUCGGCCAUGCUGACCCCUUGAUCGCGGACCAUUCGCCUCCGCUGUCAACGAUGCAUCACGCAUCCCAGGAAAUGUAUGGCUUGGGUAACGACCACCAGGCCAACUUUGCCGACGAGGGCAUGUCGAUGAACAACAUGUAUCCCAAGCAUAACAUGAACUUCACCGUGCCGACCUCGAUGGGAUUUGAGGGCAACACUUUUGAUUUGCCCAUCCAGAGUGUUGGGAGCCAUUCUUCCCCUGGCGUCCAGGGCAACUACCAAGGCAUGAGCUCUUUGGACAAUGUCGACCCCAACACUAUGGGCCCGAGAUCGUGA
Messenger RNA from Aspergillus affinis, 1803 nucleotides. Its product is annotated as homeobox domain-containing protein. NCBI's taxonomy places the organism in Eukaryota, Fungi, Ascomycota, Eurotiomycetes, Eurotiales, Aspergillaceae. The transcript has 2 exons. Gene Ontology annotation, biological process: cell differentiation; regulation of transcription by RNA polymerase II. The record is from RefSeq and is a predicted model, not a curated record. The coding region runs from base 1 to 1803 and encodes 600 amino acids. Gene Ontology annotation, molecular function: RNA polymerase II cis-regulatory region sequence-specific DNA binding; DNA-binding transcription factor activity, RNA polymerase II-specific.